CCAGACUGCAGGAAAAAGCGCAAUUUGAAGAGUUUACAGCAGUCAGCCUCAUGACAGUUUGAUUGUAAUAAACGAAGCGACCGCAAAAGAGGGGUGUAAACAUGGUGAAAAUUUAGGGUGAAUUUAGGCCGCCAGUCCUCCCAGCGCGUAGACUAAAAGCAAGGGUGGUUUCUGGGGUUUCGUACAGGGCGAAAGUUGGCGCUUGCAUGAGGGGUGGUGAUAAGUUUUUUUCUGUCCUCGUCAUUUUCUGUUUGGAUAUACAAUAUUUAAGGAAAAUUGAGAAAAAAAUCAAACCGUAAGUUUGCGUAUUGUUACUUAAAAGAAGACAUUGGAAAAACUAAUUUGCUAACUAGGUAGGGAAGAAAGCAACACAGGUAUAUUCUAGCUAUGGACAACAAACCACUCCUGCAAGACAGACCUCCUGCCUAUAAUGCCGUACCAGGGAGCUAUGAUUACGGUCCCAACUACGGGGCAAUACCCACGCCCGCCCCACCGCCACCGGGCUUCCAACAACCGCCCCCACCCUAUCAGUAUCCACAAGGACAAGGAUGCCCUCCAAUGCCUCCUGUUUCCCAGCAACCAAACUGCGCUGGGACGUACACCAUCAUCCAGCCCUCAGUGGUGGUCGUAGGGGGCUGCCCGGCCUGCAGAGUCGGCGUGCUGGAGGAUGAUUUCACCUGCCUGGGGAUCCUAUGUGCCAUCGUCUUCUUUCCCAUUGGCAUCCUCUUCUGCCUUGCACUGCGCCAGAGGAGGUGUCCAAACUGUGGCGCCACCUUUGGGUAGAGGGACCAAACUGCAUCUCACUCAUGGCCCAAAUAUUGCUCCUUUUUAAUUUUUUUUUUCUUUUUUUGAACAAUUGUGCCAUGCAUUUCCUACAUAAGACAGUGAUUAUAAUGAAGGUAUGACAAUGACAAGCAUAAAAAAUUAAGAAAAAAUGUGCAUGUGAAAACGUAUCUACUUUUUCUUUCACACGCAUGGCAAAAACCACCAUUCUUGCUCUCUCCAAUCCUUCCCUCUGCCAGUCAUUUAUUGCUCAGUUAUCGGUGCCUUUAUGAAAUGAUAAAUGAGUAAAAAAAGAACAAAUCAAUUCGUUAGACAAGAUCUCCUCAAAUGGAAGGGAAUGAUUUGUCAGUCAUUGUGAAUUUGCGGCUUGAAGUUUGAAUCAGUUGGACAACAGUGAAGAAGGCGUGAAAUGAAGACAAUUACUCUCUGUCUUUUGAGUCGUGUCUGAAUGAACUACUGAGCUGGCAGACUUGCUUCCUCCACUGUGGUUAAAUUUCCUUGCACCAGCGCUCCCAGCACCGUUACAGGGAGUAGUCAACUUGACCAAAGGGGUUUUUUGUGAGUAACAUUUUCAGAGAACAGCCUUGGGUGCUCCUUAAUGUCCUGUUGUCACACCUUUCACCACUAAAAUUUUCCUGCAGAAUCCAAUGCAGGGUCAUGUUUCAUUUUUAAAUACAGUAUAUAGACAACCCUACUACAAAAUGUCAACUAGUUAGAUGCUUUAGGAUGAAUGAAUUAUUUGAUGGUAUAUUUGUACAUUUUUCUGGAAGCCAGAUCUGAAUUUACAAUGCUGCCUUUUGGUUAAUUGUGGGUCCAUGUUUCUAUUUGCACUGCGCUGAUAAUCUUUGGUUAUUGGUACCGUACUAAUUAAUUUUCAAAGGAUACCUACAGUCCUCACGGAAACUGAUGGUUACAUUAUUAAGGAAGAAGAAGAAGCCCUGCAGGUGGCGUAAAAGUGUAAAAAUAUACACUAUAUGGACAAAACUA
This is a messenger RNA of Megalops cyprinoides (Indo-Pacific tarpon), 1770 nucleotides long. RefSeq names its product brain protein I3 (gene bri3). The coding region runs from base 388 to 783 and encodes 131 amino acids. NCBI's taxonomy places the organism in Eukaryota, Metazoa, Chordata, Actinopteri, Elopiformes, Megalopidae. The record is from RefSeq and is a predicted model, not a curated record. The transcript is spliced from 3 exons.